CAAUUUCAUGACGUCAAGCAAAGAUGUUGAGGCAUCAUCUUCCCAACACAAAUCUAAGAAGCAGAAAACUCAACGGCAAGGAUACAUCUAUGAUGGACAAAACCGAAUAACGAUGUGGCCAGAGGAACAGAUAAGACACUUCAUCUCAGUUUCGACCCGACAUUUGAUACUCAGUGUUCUAGAGCAGUACACCACAGACAUGUCUAGAAUAGAGAGCGAGUGGGAUUAUAUAACCACCCACACACCAGACCAUCUAAAAUCAAAACUACCGAAACAACUGAAACUCUCUGUUAAUGGAUAUCAGUACCUUACAAGAAAAAUGACUCAAAUUACAUUGCAUGAACCAAAUAUAAAUACAAGAGAACAGUACGAUUUUGCAAAUGCCAGUUUCAUUUACGAUUCAAAUCCCAAGCAACCAGUUUUUAUAGCAUCUCAGAGUCCAAUGCCCUCAACGAUAACACAAUUCUGGAAAAUGGUCUGGGAAUGGAAUGUUUCGACGAUAGUUAUGUUGUCUGUUGUCAGAGAAAAGGGAGAUGUAAAAGGGUGCAGGUAUUGGCCUAAAGAAGGGAUCGUGUCCUAUGGACAGUUUGAGAUUUGUGUAGUAUCAAAACAUGCUGUCUGCCCACACUAUUUGGUGAGGAGUUUUUACAUCAAGGACCGUAUAUCAGGAAGCAGUAGGACGCUAACUCAGUUCCAGUAUAAGAGCUGGAAUGAUGUUACUGAUAAUACUCCAGCCAAUCUUUCUUCUUUCCUGGAAUUCAGACGAAAGAUUCAGAGGAGCAACAUAUCAUGUAAGACGCCCACUGUAGUGCAUUGUAGGGACGGGCUGGGAAGAACUGGCACCUUCAUCUUGCUGGAACUAGCUCUUAGGAAGCUUGCAAGAGAUGGGGAUAAAAUAAAGGAACUUGACCCCUGUGCUCUGUUGGAGUUCCUGCGAGAUCAGCGGCCCGGGCUAGUCAGCAACAAACAGCAGUAUCAAUUCUUUGUGGGUGCCUUUUGCGAAGAGGUUCAUGCUAUGAUGACAGUAGCUGAGGAAAGCGGUAACCAUGGCAACCAACUACUUCUGAAACUUCAACAACAGCUUCUAACAUGAAAAGCUGCCCACUACACAAAAGAAAUCUCCGAUCUGGAUAUAGCAGCCUGGGGCAAGUUUACAUUAUGUUAACGGACAGGCGUCUGAGGUAUGCUAACAACAACAAAAACUUCACAGAACGGGACUCUUUCUUUGUUGGAGAUUCAGAUGACAAGUUCAGGGAAUUGACAUAUAUUUGCUAUUAUUGAACAAUUUAUUUCAUUAUUUGCCCCUCUUAAAUCUUAAUCUUGUGAAUUGUUUUGAUUUUUAUUUAAGGGUAGGGAACUUUAAACUAAGUAGCUAUUGGUGCUAUUAUCUGUAGCUAAUCCCAACACAUACUCACAUUUACAUAUAAUUAUAAUACAAAUCUCAUUUCACUCCACCUAGAAUUUCUGUACACUUUGUACUUGUAAAGUAAUAUGUAAAUUAAGAUUAAAACUGGCAUGUUUUAAAUGUUAAUAGACUUAAUUGUAAUGUUUGACAAGGACUGUUCAUUAUUUGGAAACUUAUUGAUACGUUUUUGAGAUAUUUAGAGAGAUAAUUGGGAUGAAUUGAGAAGAUUAGCGAUCGACGCUAGGGGACUAGAUCAAAGGCAGUAGUUUUUACUUUUAAGGACAGAUUUGGCUCAUUGCCCAUUGCCUGUUUAUCACUUUAAUAUGUAGGUACAGGCAAGGUUUCCCUAUACAGAUCCUAAGGACUAACGCUUCGUUAGAUUUAGUAACUUGGAUACUAAUUUGAAGUGAAAGUUUUCCAAAAUGUCUGACAGUGGCAGAUAAAACACAUCUUCCCCUUCUUUUAUUGAGAGAUAUCAUCACCUUCAAAACUUUUAACAUUUAUUGUGUAUAAUAGGAAAAUUAGUGUUCGUUUAUUUGAAUAGGAUUUGAUGACACAUAAUGACUACGCAGUUUGUAGUCCAAAGAUGUCCCUUUAACUCCCGUCCUCAAAAUGUGGUCCAGAUCGCCUGGUGCGACUCUAAGAAUUUGUAACUUGUAGCGACCAUUUUAUUUUGUAUUUGAGCGUAAAGUAAUUCCAAUCUAAUUUAAUAUGGGUCAUACAUCCGGAUCCCGAUGGCACUGUCGCGACAUUCUCGUGGCACUCUCGAGGCACUCUGGCGGCACUCUGGCGUGUUCGUUCAAAAGCAUACGCAAUAAGACAAUCAUUAUACCUUCAUUAUUAUCUUUUCACAAUAGCCACGGUGUCAUGAAAGCAUUUACUAGCCUUGUCGAAGCCUUGUGAUUUACAAUCCUGAUCUGGUGACAUGUCAUAUGCUAUCAGCUUAUGGGCGUUGCGAUAACAUUCCUGCAGGUAUCACAUAGCAAUAAGAAGUCCCACGUGCAAUGUUCAGUUGUUUUAGAAUCUGGAUUGGUAUGACGUAGGUAUCGACUUGACGUGACUCACUCGUGAGGACACUCGUGUGUCAUGCUAAUUCUACGUUGUACCUUGCUACCAUGUCACAGAAUAUGGCAUAUAAGACGAGCUCCAUAGGGAAAUAGCAUUAGUGAUGGUUCACACUUCCCGAUCAUUCAAGUACGCCUGCUACGACCUUCUGUUUUCAACAGAAGGUCUUGUCUUGAAUGACUGUCUUAUGCUUUUGAACGAACAUGAUUGAAAGUUGGCAAUGUGCCGCGAGACUGCCAUCGGAGUCCGGAUGUUAAUGACCGUAAUAUAUAUAUAUAUUAUAUAUAUAUAUUUCAUUGCUGAACUUCUACACAAUAAAAAAAGCGGUUUUGACGGUUGAUAUAUAUGUACUACGACUUAAUCAUAUUUUGCAACUGUGAUGACGAUAUUCGACUAUUUAAUAAUACAGUAAUAUACUGUCUAUUCAAUGGUAACGAAUUGACCAUUUUUACACUUAGUAGUACAUAUUAUAAUAUAACUAAAUUGAUUUAUUGUGUUGUAUAUUGAAUUUAAUUUUGAUUCUUCAAUCUC
Molecule: messenger RNA, 3001 nt
Organism: Bolinopsis microptera
Lineage: Eukaryota; Metazoa; Ctenophora; Tentaculata; Lobata; Bolinopsidae
Product: receptor-type tyrosine-protein phosphatase N2-like
Exons: 5
Coding region: 8-1093 (361 amino acids)
Biological process (GO): protein dephosphorylation; regulation of secretion
Cellular component (GO): synapse; secretory granule
Molecular function (GO): protein tyrosine phosphatase activity
Source: RefSeq, a predicted model, not a curated record